UAUUAUAGCAUUCUUGCAAAAAUAAAGUAUGCUAAUAUUAUGACUAAGAAAAAGGUUUUUAAACAAAUCAGAAAUAAUUCGGUCUAAAAUUAAAAUAACAAAUAAAACUACAAGAUGUCAGAGAAAGACAAAUCCAAAUCGGGUGGUCAAGCUAAGCACAUUCCCAAAGAUGCCCAAGUCAUCAUGUCCAUCAUGAAGGAAGUAGGUAUCACUGACUAUGAACCGAGAGUCGUGAACCAGCUCCUAGAAUUCACAUACCGCUACGUUACAUCAGUAUUAGAUGAUGCAAGGAUAUUUGCAAACCACGCAAAAAAGAAAACUAUAGAUCUUGAUGAUGUGAGACUGUCAGCUCAAAUGCAAUUGGACAAGUCCUUCACGAAUCCCCCGCCCCGUGAAGUGCUACUGGAGAUCGCGAGGGUCAAGAAUGUUAAUCCUUUGCCGUUGAUAAAGCCGCAUUGCGGGUUAAGACUGCCUCCGGAUCGUUACUGCCUGUCAUCCUGUAAUUACAAACUGAAACCAGCAACCAAGAAAGUGAUCACAAAAACUACAAUAACCCCUUCCCCGUCCAUAAAAACGGUCACCACAUCCAAAGCACCUCAACAGACAGUUGUUAUGAAGAGACCACCGGGAGCAAUUGUGAAUGUGGGCACCCCAAAAACCAGUCUCGGAACAAAACCUGUAUUGAAAUUUUCAUCAAGCAGUAAAGUAGUAAAACCAGCUGUAAGAGUGACAGCUGGUCCUUCCUCACAGGCUCCUAUCAAGAUGGAGACAGACGAGCCAAUGAGCCACAAACGGAAAAGAGAAGAUGACGAUUAUGAUCUAUAAAUAAUUAAUAGGAUCACGAUCUUUCUGUCUGGAAUCAACAUUUUGAUAUUAAAAAGUAUCAUGUGUUUAAUCCCAUGUUUGUUUAGUGAUUAAUUCGAUAAAACCUAAUGAUGCAAAUUGCUCAGAUUCUAUGGUUUAUAUGACUAAGGGUAUUUUAAUUAUUACUGUAGGUAGAAAUGAAAAAAAAAUGGAAUUUUUCCUAAUGGUUUUUUUUAAGUGAAUCGUAUUUCAAUGAAACCGCUUGCCAAAAGUUCUAAAGAUAAUAUAAUAACAGAAAGAUUUAAGUAAGAGAAUCUGAGAUGCAAAGAGUCACUGUCUGCUGUCUUACUGUGCCCUGUAAUUUAAGUAAGAUCUGGAGGUGAAUGCAUACCAUUUUGAUGCAUAACUAGAUUCUUUUUAAUUUGUGACCUUGUGAGCUUGGCUGCCUUGCAAAUUUUGAAUUGAAUUUGAUAUUAUGUUGUAGUUUUCUAGAUGAGAACAAGAUAUCUACAGCGAUUUAACAUACAUUUAAGAGGCAUUAAAACAGAGUAAGAUAAAAAUGCAUUCACAGAACUUGAUCGUCUACUAUUAUUUUAUAUCUUCAAAUUUUUUGCAAGUCAGUCAAAUGUAUCCAUUUUUUUCUACCUCCUGUUGCAUUAUUCACUAGCUAUCGUUGAUAGAUAUCAAUUUCAUGGACACAUUGAGCUCAACCUCUUUUUGUAAUAGGAAAUAAAAUCAAUUUUGUGCUAAGUUUAGGAUAAGUUAUAUAAAUAUUAAAGGUUUUUUUUAACUUUCUGUUUCAUUGUUUUUUUUAACUUUGUGUUUUAUUUCAUUCUUGUCUAGAUCACGGAUGAGCAACACGCGGCCCGCCGACUUUCUCGUUUCUGUUCUGUUCUUUUCUUGUUUGUUUUUAUCUUGCAUUAGUAAAU
Molecule: messenger RNA, 1733 nt
Organism: Bombyx mandarina (wild silkworm)
Lineage: Eukaryota; Metazoa; Arthropoda; Insecta; Lepidoptera; Bombycidae
Gene: Taf9
Product: TBP-associated factor 9
Biological process (GO): RNA polymerase II preinitiation complex assembly; DNA-templated transcription initiation
Cellular component (GO): transcription factor TFIID complex; SAGA complex
Molecular function (GO): protein heterodimerization activity; RNA polymerase II general transcription initiation factor activity; transcription coactivator activity
Source: RefSeq, a predicted model, not a curated record